AUGUUGGAGAGUGGUAAUGGAGGAAGAGAUGAUAAGGAAGAUGAGAAAGACAGUGAGAUGGGAGAGAGAGAUGAAGAGGAAGAGAGAGGGGAAGAAGACAAUUUAGCUAAGGAAGAAGAUGAAUGGGAUGGUCGAGAUGGAGAGAGUGCUAAAAAAAGAGAUGAGGGAGAAGAGGAGGAAAAUGGAGCAGCAGGAGAGGAAGAGGGUGACUGUGAUACUGGACAAAGCAGUAACAGUGAGAAAGAAAAGAGUGAAGGAGAGGACAGUGGAGAUAAUAAGGUUGAAAGAGAAGAUAACGAGGAUGGAGAUGGAGAAGAAAAUGGAGAGGAAAGUGAGAUACAAAAGACUGGGAAUGAAGACAAUAUAGAGGAAAAAGUGGAGGGGGAGGAAGGAGAAGCUAAGCGUGAGGAGGAUAAAGACGAGAGUGGUGAUGAAGAGGAGGAAGAGAGGGAUGAAAUGGAAAGCUGGGAUGGAGGGAGUGAGAGAGAGGUGGAAGACAACAAGACCCAAGAGAAAACAGAUGUAGAGAAAGAGCAGGAAGGAGAGAACAGUGAUGAUCAGUCAGGAGAGGAAGAGGAGAAAAUGGAAGGAGACGAGGAAUCUGAUAAUGAGGAUGAAGAAAAGAUUGAAAGAUCAGAUGAAGAGGAUGAGAAAGGAGAGAUUGAAGAAGAGGAGGAUGGGAGUGAAGAGGAGGAUGAAGAGUAUGAGACAGGUGAGGAGGAAGAGGAGGAAAAAGAAAAGUCUGAAGGAGGGAGUGACGGAGAGGCUGAAGCAGAGGAAGGAAAUGGAGAACAGGAAGUGGGAGAAGAGGAAGAUGAAGAGAGUGGGGAAGAUGAUAAAGUUGAGAAUGAAGAUCAAGAGGAAGAAAGUUAUCAUGAAAAGGAGGAAGGAAAUGGAGACCAGGCAAAAGAGGAGGAAGAAAAAGAGAACGAGGAAGAGGAAAUAAAAGAAGAGGGGGAUUUUGUAUACGAAGAGGAGGAAGACAGUUUGGAGGAUGAAGAAGAAGAGGAGAGUGAGAGAGAGGAGGAAGAAGAUGAUAGUGAGGAAGAGGAGGUUGAGGAAGAGGAAGAAGAGGUCAAUAAAGGCCAAAGGGAGGGGAAACAGCCUCAGAAGAAUGAGAAUGCCAAAAACAGUGAUGAAGAAAACAGCAAAUGCCAAAGGAUCACAGGAGCAGAAAAAAAGUAAAUGCUGAAAAUAAGGAAAAAAGGGAGAUGGAAAACAGCAGAGAAAAAUGGAAGAAAGGAGAGGGCAAACCAUGUACAGGAAGAAGAGAGUGAGGAAGAAGAGGAUGAAGGUGAAGAGGAAGAAGAGGAGGAGGAAGAGAAAUAAGGUGAGGAAGAGGAAGAAGAAAGUGAUAAAGAAGAGGAAGAGAAAGAAAGGGUUCAACAAAGGAGAGCAACAAAACAGAGCGUCAAACCAAAAGCAUUAUCUGUGGGCAGACAGGGCAUCACACAAACAAUUGCACAGAGACAGAAGACUGAAAAAAGAGAUCAACAGAAUCUUCAAGGGAAGAAGCAAAGAGCUAGUGGUGCUCAGGACCCUCAGUUCUGGAACAAUAUCUUACCACAGUAUCUAAACCUUAAAUUAUCCCAAUGGGAGCACACAAAAAGCAUAGAAACACUGUAA
Myxocyprinus asiaticus (Chinese sucker) is the source of this 1626-nucleotide messenger RNA. RefSeq names its product retinitis pigmentosa GTPase regulator a (gene rpgra). The transcript has 2 exons. The record is from RefSeq and is a predicted model, not a curated record. NCBI's taxonomy places the organism in Eukaryota, Metazoa, Chordata, Actinopteri, Cypriniformes, Catostomidae.